This is a messenger RNA of Leptopilina heterotoma, 5699 nucleotides long. RefSeq lists its product as uncharacterized. NCBI's taxonomy places the organism in Eukaryota, Metazoa, Arthropoda, Insecta, Hymenoptera, Figitidae. The record is from RefSeq and is a predicted model, not a curated record. The transcript has 6 exons. The coding region runs from base 477 to 3314 and encodes 945 amino acids.
UCCACGAGAAGCGAAAAAUAAUAGAAAAAAAUAAAUCUCCAUUUUUCCCACGAAACGUCGCGCGUUUUUUGUGUUCACCAUUCUUCAUUUUUUCAGAAGUUUACUACUUUUGUUAUUUGCAAAAAUUUCUUUGCAAAUUAUCAUCCGAGUUGUAUACAUAGUUCUCUUUAGAGAGAAAAUUAUAUUAACAGUAAACUGUUUACAUUUCCUUUUUGCAGAUUAUUGCAAGCAAAGUGAAUUUUCCUUCUCUUUAUACAAAUAUUGUUGUCUCUAUUAUUUUCCGAGAAAAUGAGAAAAAAAAUUAUUUUUAUUUCUGGUGCACUUAUUGAAAUUAUGAUACAGUGAUUUUGUGCGGAUCCAAAAAUGGACAACUGACCCAAAUGUCCUUCUACUUCGAUUUCAAAGAGCAUCUCUCGCCAUGCGGUUGACGUAGCAAGCCGCAAGGACCAAGGGGGACCAACGAAAGAGGACAAACUAUGAAGAUGUUGGAGUCAUUAGCGGUGUUCCUGCUCUGGGUAUUAGUCCCCGGGGUUUGGACCCAAAGUAACUAUGAUACUCACGGGAAUAGUAUUGAAUAUGAUCCUGAAUCGGGAUUGCCGCCGAGCACAAUUCUCGAUGGCAAGGUCACACAAUUGGAUGAACUUAAGGCAGACAUUGUCCUUAAUCGCACCAAGGCAUUUCUCAACUGUUCCCAAGGUAGCAUGGACGUUGAAUUAACAUUCAGAGAACCGUUCUAUGGAAUCGUCUACGCGGAUGUUGAUCGCAACAGCGCUUGUAUGGUUAAGGGACGUGGAUUGAAUGUUGCUCACUUGGAAUUACCGUUGAAAGGAUGUGGUACGAAGCAAGAUCCUACGCGAGUUUUCACCAACAACAUUGUCGUUCGAUUUCAUCCCAGUCUCGAGAUGGAUGGAGACGAGAUCAUUACGAUAGUUUGCCGAUAUCCACCACCAAAGACUGCGGUUGUACCGGAACCCAUUUUUUUACCACCGGCAGUUCCAUCAGGACCAAGUUUAUCGGGACUACAUAUCUUGUUGAUCAUCUGCUCCCUGCUGUUCCUCGCAUUGACGCUACUUGGAAUGGGUUGUUCAUACAUGUGUCUUAAGCGAAGACCGAUUCGAGUCGUGCAUCGUCAGACAACAAGCUACACGGGUUCGGAGAUCACAAAGAUCUCUGGAUCAUCGUUAGGAAAUAUCUCCAUGUUCGGAGAUUUAAAGAUUCCAAGGGCUCAUGCCCCGUUGCAGAUUGCUGCAUCAAUCUCCGGAAGUGAAGUCAACUUGGUCACGGAUCAUUCCGACACAUUGCCCAGCGAUUAUCCAAGCGAGAGUCACUCCGAGAUCGACGAGGCGAGAUCCCUCCCCGUUUCAUCAGCUGGAUCCUACGAGAAGGCGUUCAUCCACCAUCAACAACACACCGACGUCCGCGCAUCAAGUUCCCUCUAUUCGGAAACAAUAAACGAAAUCGAAACUUCAGCAAUCACUAGUGCUUCCCGAAUGCUACCACGACCACUCCCAAUGGAACCGAAAUUCGACGUCCAAAUGCGAGUAAAGAAAGCACCACCACCACCGCCAAGUCCCCUACCAUCCGAAUCGGACGCCAGUAUCGCUCUCGAACGAAAUCUCACCACAAUUCUAGAACGCGAGGAAAUCUCCCGCUCCAUGGAUCGUCCCCCAGCAAUGACGACCUUCUCCUACGUUCCCGAACUUCAUGGACCACCCAGUUCCAUAUCCAGACAGCAAACACCACCCGUCUACUCCCGAAUUCUCCGCAAACAAGCCGAACGUGAAACAAUUCUAGAAUCCAUCACAUCACCAUCACCACCACUAGCAACAAUCCACCGACCAAGAUCCCUAGCAUCUCUAAACACCGAGAUGACCGACACUCGCUCCCUAACGGAAGUAACCGACGCCUCCCACGCAAAAUACAGAGUAGCCAGCAUACUCGCACCCACACCGCCUCCACCACCUCCCGUCGUUCCAUCAACCCACACGCAUACAGCCCAAUACCGACAAUAUAUCCGCGAAGAAGUGGAACCACUCGUCCAACCCGUCGUCUCACCCAGAAGACCCGAAAUCACAACCCACGAGGUUGACGACGUCUUCCUACGAACCGUCACCGAGAAAAAGACAAUCGAAGACGUUGAGCGUCAUCGUCGUCAAGUCACCGAAUACCACGCGAAACCCGAUCCCAAAUGGGACGUGACCAUCCGAAACUAUCCCACUGAGGAACUUCCACCACCACCUCCCGAUUGGGAGAACUUCUCCGACGUGAGUUCCGCCUCAAACUUAACCAUCACCAACGAGCCUACCCUAAGAUUCGACGAGCCCGACACAAACAUAGAACCAACUUACACCACAAGGGCCGAAAUACCCUGCAGACCCUCCCAUCGUCUAGACCCCGAGUCCGGAGCCGAACCACCCGACAACUGGUUCGCCCUAUCAAGAGUCCUUGAAUCGCAAUACGCGACCGAGUUCACCGAGGACGAGCGCAAAAAAUGGAGGGAAAUCAUCACAACAGAGAGUACUUUACGUACCCUACUCACCGAGGCGGUAGUCAAGGAGGACUACGAACUAAUCCGCAAAGACGCGAGGUACACCACCCUCUUCCCACCAGCCAAAUGGGACGUGAUUAUCCGAAUUCUAAGUCCUCCAAACUCAGCCUCUGCCUCAUCGCACAAAAGCGGUCAGAGAUACAAACGAGGUAAAUCCUCCGAAUGGGACAACAGGUCCAGGAGAUCAUCACUCCCUACUCUCUACGAGUACGAGAGCGAUGGUGGCAGUUCGAUAAGAACCUUCGGACAGGAUCAUUUACGACCUGGUGGAGCUCAUGCCGGCUCGGGUGUUGGGGCACGAAUCAGAAGACUAAGUUCAACGACUCGUGGCGGUAGUGAAGCGGAUCUCAGAUCAAUGUCUGAAAUGACAGUCAGGGACUUUGCCCGGGUCGAGAGGGACGAUCUCACCAGUUUGAGUUCGUACGAGGGCGAAUCUCUCGUCAGAUCACUCAGUCAACCGAGUCUUGCGAGAUCUGGCUCGGAAUUCACGGAACAUUGGGGUGUGCCCUCAAGGGGUCUGUCCAAUUGGGGCUUUGAAGACGACGCCUGCAGCUCCGCCGAGACGACACCCAGACCCAUUAGACGCAACGAUCGCAUGGAAAUUGUUGCCUCCUUCGAUGGUGUCACUCGUCAAACGCCAUCCGGAGGUGUCUCGAGCACUUUCGCCAGGUCCACUCGGUACACCGAGAGGGAGAGUAUUCGAGUCGAUAAUCAACGGGGUCCCAACUGGUUCCACGAUGAUUCCGAACCGGAAAUGCAAAUCUGAAACUCUCAUCCGAAAACAGAAUCCUAAUCUGGAAUUAAAGAAAGGAAUCCUUGGGUCAAACCUGGCGCUGAGGACACUGGUUCGGGUCCUAGGAACGAAUUCGCAUUUGCUGUUAGAUCGAAAAACUUUUUUUAUACAGGACCCCAAUGGGAAUUUAGGAGCCAAAUUUGAAUAUUGAAUUGAAUCUUCUAGCAAAAAAUUCGAAGGACCGAAACCAGGCGCCAGGUCCACAAAAAAACAACACUUUCGAAAUAAAAGUAAAUUUCAACUCUUGAUUCAACGAAACGAAAAAAAUAUUUUCUAUGAAAAUUUCUAUUCAAGCAAAAAUACUUUUCGUAUUGAGAAUGUAAAAAGUGAUUGUGCGGCCCUGGCUAGGGAUUUAAAAAUGACUUGCCGAUGUGAAUAUUUGAAAUAAGUUCACAACACUGCCAACAGAGGACUGCACUAAGCAUUUGAAUUUGAAACCACGAUUGUAUUCUCCAACAUAGAGAAUCAAAAAGUCUGAAAACAAUUUCUGCCCCCCAAAAAAAAAUGAGAAAUUUCAAUUGCUUUUUUUCUAUCCUCUAAUUUAUACAACAAUCCGAAGAUAAAAGAGAGACAUUCAAAGACUUUUCAAUGUCAUAACUAUAUAUUCUUUCUUUAUUUCUCUCAAUAUUCUUCUCUAUUCGGUAUAUACAGUCCAUAUAAAAAUAGUUUCACAAUCAAAUCUAGGACUCGAAACUGUCGAUAAAAAUCUAGAUUAUUACAAUUAUUAUUAUUUUUUAAUAACCGAAUAAAAAAAAAAAGAAAAGCAAACUCAACUUUUAUUUUUCAUCAUCUUUGAAUUUUAUCACUCGCACUCAAUUUGGUUUCGCUCUAAAUUUCCCUAUUAUAAUAGUCGACGAGUGGAGUUGUAAAGUUCAACGACUUAAUAAUUUUUAUCGAUCGUUCAGUUUAGUUUCUUGGCUGAGAAAAAUGAGUAUAAUAGUCGAUUCACAUAAAUUUUUCUCGAUAAAAAGUUUUCAAUAAAAAAAAGAGAGAAAAAUGAAUUACGAUCAGAUUUAAAAAAUUUGUUCGAAAAAGAUUUGUUGUAGUAUUAACCAAAGUGACGCAAAUUUUAUUCCCGAUAAAUCAAAAAUUUUUUUUUUGUAGAAAUGAGUUUGCAUUUAUAUAAAAUAACAAAUUUUUUUUAUUUAUUAUACAAUAUAGCUUUAAUUGAAAUAAAUUUCGCUGUGCUUUCUAAAGAUAAUUAGAAUAACAUGAUGUAAUAACAUGAGUUAAAAUAACAUCGUAUUAAUAAUAUUUUUGUAAAUUUGAAGAAUUUUCGAAAUUUCUUUUUCUUUCACCAAACACGAUGAUCUUUCCUAAAGUUUUUUUUUGGAAAAAUGUUUUUCGGUGAAGAAAUAUUUAUUUUAUGGCAAUAUUUAAUCAUAAGAAACCGAUUCAGUCAAUUUUUUUUUAAUUUUGAUAAAGAACAUUAGUUACAUUUUUUCCGUUCUACUAUACCGACUGAACACAGAGUGGAAACUCGGGUACAAAAUUUAAUUCUGCUAAACUGCUAAAAAAAGACACUAAUAAAAUUUGUUAUUUACUUUUUAAUUCAGUUUUUCGAUUAAAAAAUAUUCAUUCAAUAAUUUUGAUAAAUAAAAUUAUAAACAAAAAAAGUAGUUACAUUUUUUUAGUCUACUAUACCGACUAAACACAGAGUGGAAAUGCGAAUAAAAAAUUCUAAAAGAUACUCCAAAAAAAAUUUGAUAUUCACUUAUUUCCAUUCGAUUUAUAUUAAAACUAUUGAUUCAAUAAUUUUCUUUAAUGAAAAUUAUGAAAUAAAAAGUAAAGUAAAAUUUUUUUUCAAUCCUACAUUACCAACUGAACACAGAGUGGAAACUCGCAUAAAAAAUAAAAUUCUUUAUUUUUGAAUUUUUUUUAAAUAAUUUUUUAAUAAUUCUAUUGAUUUCAAAAAUAAAAAAACAUUCCAAACUUCGUAAAAUUUAAAUUAUUUUCCAAAAAUAUGAAAAAUGAAGCUUUGGGAGAAGAUUAAAUAAUUUCAAUGAUCAUCGUGCGAGCGCUAGUGAUAAUAGAAAUCGUAGGUGACAAAAAAAAGGUGCUGGGUCAACGCUUCAUGAUUAAUAGUUUCAUAAGAAAAAACGUGAAUAUUUUUUAUAUGAAUUACAAACAUAAGUUGUAUAUGAACAAUAAAUUACUAAAAAUAAUUAAAAAAAAACAAGUGCAUAUAUUAUAAAUAAAGUGCGAAUCAAGUGAUUAGAUUUCGAUCAUCUGCUCAAAACGCGGCGUUUGAAAAAAAUAUUUUUUUUUUAAUUCUAAUUUUAACUGUUUUUUAAUUUUAAUUCAUUAUCAUUAUUUUAUUUUUAAUUUCAAUUCUUUUUGAUUAUAAUUUUUUUAAUU